GAAAUCAUGUAACACAUGAGUGAAUGUUUCAGACAAGUACAUAUUCUCCCCUCUUGCAGGUCUACCUCCCAGAAUCCAGAGUUCCUACCCAGCAUGGACGGAGGGCCGACAGAGGGUGUAGGGGUGGAGGUCCCCACCAAGGACUACCCCUCCAUCCAGGCCAUUCACAGCCAGGAUGCCAUGGUUGCUGACCUCCUCCAGCAAGCGGCUGAGGCUGGGGGCGUGGUUGAAGCACAAGCUGGAGUCCUUGAGCAAGCUCAUGAUGACGGAAUGGCAGCGGCCGCCCAGGCCCAGCAGCAGCUAAUGGAAGCUGGGGAUGGUGGAGGAGGGGUUGAAAUGAUGGUUAUGAAUUCGCUCGAUCCCACCCUCCUGCAGAUGAAGACUGAGGUGAUGGAAGCUUCAGUGGGAGGGUCGACUGGAGUAGGUGCCGCUCACCAAGCAACUGUAACAACAGUGGACCAGACUCAAAUCAUCACACUGCAGGUGGUAAACAUGGAGGAGCAAGCAGCUUUGGGCCUGGGUGAGCUCCAGCUUGUCCAGGUGCCAGUUUCUGCCGCCAGUGUGGCAGCCCUGCAACAAGGAACUUAUGUUGAUACCACUUCAAUGUCAAAGGAUGGGGACCCAGUCAUCUGCCACACCCUGCCCUUGCCUGAGGGCUUUCAGGUAGUUAAAGUUGGUGCUAAUGGGGAGGUGGAGACAGUGGAGCAAGAAGAAGGAGAGGUCCACCAUGAAGAAGAGGAAGAUGAGGAAGUGGGUCAUCAGAUUCUGGAAGAAGUUGAAGAUGUACCCAUCCAUACUCAAAGUGAUGACACAAACUGGUCUAAAGACCCAGAUUACCAACCUCCUUCUGGAGGAAUCAGGAGAGGCAAAAAGGUAAAAAAGAGCCGUCUUCGUUAUGGUGAGGGAGACAAGGACAUGGAUGUCAGCGUCUAUGAUUUUGAAGAAGAGCAGCAGGAGGGCCUUCUGUCUGAAGUCAAUGCUGAGAAAGUGGUUGGUAACAUGAAACCACCCAAACCUACUAAGAUCAAGAAGAAAGGAGUGAAGAAGACGUUCCAGUGUGAGCUGUGUAGCUACACCUGCCCUCGCCGCUCCAACCUGGACAGACACAUGAAGAGCCACACCGACGAGAGACCCCACAAAUGUCACUUGUGUGGAAGAGCCUUCAGGACGGUUACACUGCUAAGAAACCAUCUCAACACACACACCGGUACCCGUCCACACAAGUGCACAGACUGUGAUAUGGCUUUUGUGACGAGCGGAGAGCUGGUUCGUCAUCGUCGCUACAAACACACACACGAGAAACCCUUCAAAUGCUCCAUGUGUGACUAUUGUAGUGUGGAGGUGAGCAAACUAAAGCGUCACAUUCGAUCCCAUACUGGAGAGCGUCCAUUCCAGUGCAGUCUCUGUAGCUACGCCAGCAGAGACACAUACAAGCUGAAGAGACACAUGAGGACUCACUCAGGAGAGAAACCGUAUGAGUGCUACAUCUGCCAUGCACGCUUUACCCAGAGUGGGACCAUGAAGAUGCACAUUCUGCAGAAACACACCGAGAACGUGGCCAAAUUCCACUGUCCACACUGUGACACUGUCAUUGCGCGGAAGAGUGACUUGGGCGUCCAUCUUCGAAAGCAGCACUCGUUUAUCGAGACUGGAAAGAAGUGCCGUUACUGCGAUGCCGUUUUCCACGAACGCUACGCUCUGAUCCAGCACCAGAAGUCCCACAAGAACGAGAAACGGUUCAAAUGUGACAUGUGUGACUACUGCUGCCGCCAGGAGCGACACAUGGUGAUGCAUCGUCGUACCCACACUGGAGAGAAACCCUACGCCUGCGGCCAGUGUGAAAAGACUUUCAGGCAGAAGCAACUGCUGGAUAUGCACUUCAAACGCUACCACGACCCCAACUUUAUCCCCGCCACCUUCGUCUGCCCCAAGUGCAGCAAGACCUUCACCCGCAGGAACACCAUGGCACGCCACGCCGAGAACUGCAACGGCGAGAUUGACGAGGCUGAGAACGGAACUCCGUCCCCCAAAAAGGGGAGAAGAGGAAGAAAGNUGUCAUUCAGAGGACGAUCAAGCAACGAGCUCGACGAGGAGGAGGAGGAGGAGGACGACGAGGAGGGAGACUUGGAGGAAGAAGAUUUAGCCAUGCUACAGGAAGAUGAGGAACCAGGGAGCAUGGAGCUGGACCAGGCCCCUGCUUCCAUCCCUGUACCGGCCCCCGAAGAGCCGCCAGUCAAGAGGAAACGAGGCCGACCCCCAAAGAAUGCCCCCAAGGCUCCUACACCCAGCAAGUCUGUCAGAGCGGCUUGUUUGUGUGUUGCAGCUGCUGCCAUCAUUCAGGUGGAGGACGAGAGCACAGGAGCAGUGGAGAAUAUCAUCGUGAAGAAGGAAGAGGGUGAAGCCUCUGCAGAGACUCCCCUGGAUGAUCAGGGCAUGGCCCUGACCGUGGAAGGGGUAGGACUGGAUGAGGGAGGGGUGGAGACUGUUGAGCUGGCUGUGAAUGAGGAAACGGCAGCUGCUGCCGCCGCCGCCAACGGCGAUCUGACGCCAGAGAUGAUCCUGAGCAUGAUGGACCGGUGAACGCAAAACUGCAGCCCAUACACACACACACACACACACACACACACACACACACACACACACACACACACACACACACACACACACACACACGUAGCCUGAUCAUGUCUAAAGCUAACAUUUCCACAAUAAUGCCUUCACCUCAUGUCCCAUCAAUAUGUGCUUUUUAACAGCAGCCAUUUUACCUCCAUUGGAGAGGAUUGCAAAAAAAAAAAAAAAAACUGGUGACAGCAAAAACAGCCAUGCAAAAUGAAAGGACAUGUAAAUACUUCCCACGGUCACCACAGUAUAUCUUUAUACACACUGUGGCACACACACACACACACACACCAGAUCCUGUGUCAUUUCCAAUAUCACGUAUAGAUACCUGAUUGUGUAAACUUAUUACUGACUGCUUACUGCUCUCAAGUGCUUUGUUUUGUUUUUCCGCCGUUUCAAUGUCUUCUGAAUGAGUCAUUGUCUUUUUUGCUACUUGUGUCUACAAAACCACAUCCUGUGUCAGUCCUUGCCCACAUGCUGACACGCUGUGCAGUUAAAGUUCAGUCAGAAACUAACUCACUGCUCUGUCUCUCUCUUUGCUUUUUACUUUGUUUUUCCUGCUCUCCUGAUUAUUUUUGCAACUUCCAUACCCUUUUCAUUUUUGUGUAUAUAUAUAAAAUGUAGGGUUUUUUUUUUCCCUAAUGAAGACAUAGUUUAUGGUACUUAAAGUUGCCUCUGAAAUUAUCACUUGCUCUCACUCAAAUGAUUUGUUUUUCCCUAAAAGUCCGGCCUUGCUCUGUGGACUGUGUGUAAACACAUGAUGUAAGUAGCUAACUGUACAUCAAGACUUCAGUAGCAGGAAGUUGACCGAAGGAUUCUAUUUCUAACGCUGCUUUUCCACUGGUCAGAAGAACCUAUGAACACCCGCUAGCAUCUGACUUUCCUCUGCAAUGGAAGUGAAUGCAACUGGGCCUGGCUUUCACGCUUGGAUCAAAUGACGCACUUGACGCAGGUUUUUAUCGGCUCCCUCUCCGGUCACAAGUAAUGUAAACAUUGCUUGCAGGUGAAGUCAUAAUUUCACCAUUUUACUGCCAUGACGCUUUCCUUGGUUGCGUGUUGUACAUUUCGGCGCAUGUCGCAUCAAACACAACUGAGCAGACUCUUUAUAAGUACCGGUAAUUAAAAAGGUGCCGAUCAGCCUUUUUAGCAUGUUUACCUGUGUUUAAAAAAAAAGCCACUAAUUUGAUGUAAAAGAGGAAUAGGUGAGCAUUUGUUGGCAGAUUCUGAUAGAAACUUGCCUUUUGUUGCCUCCUUCAGAGUCCAGACUUGAAAGCGGUAAUUAUUCAUGCUGUUUGAAAGCAAAGGUUUGCCGUCACACAAGCUCGGAGCAGGUGAGAUAAUCCUGAGAUCAGUUUGUACAUUCUUGUAUACGGUAUGUCUGUGCAUUUAAAUAGUCUUAUUUAACGUAAUCCACUGUUACAAAGACAAAUGUUUUUAUUUGGUAACAUCAGCUGCUUAAAAUGACUUCACGUCCCGGGUCAUACAGCAUUUGGACCAGAUGCGGUUGUUUGAUCGGUGCUCCUCGGACACCUCUGGAACCACAGAUGAUUUGCAUAUAAUUGCAUAUUUUAACCCUUAUUGAUUUCUUGUGAAAACCUUUUAAUGUUUUUUUAAGUAGCUGGUCUAGGAAUGUGUUGGUCAACCAGACAUGACGGUCAUCACAUCGUCCUUCAAGUCUUCUUUUCCUCCCACUACUCCAUCACCUUGUUCACUUCUCUGUGAUUCUGUUGCUUAAAGCCUUUAUCUCCUUUGAUACUGUUACACUUACACUCUCUACAGGAGGCUUCGUCUCACUCUGUGCUCCUUUUUAACCUUUGGCCCAAAUGCAUGAGGUGUUUAUCUCAGAAAAAUAUCAACCAUUAGUUUCCAACGUUCUGAAGUGUAAUAACAGCGGUGGAAUAAUAACGACAAAACGCAGCCUUGUCCUGUUCUUUGACUCAUUUUAAAGUGCUGUUUUUAGAAGGAAAUCAGGCCUCAGGGGUUGGUGCUUUUAGUUUGCUGUAACUGCGAUAUCAUUGGGAAAUUUCAGAGAAUGAUUAAGAGGGCUAUGAUGUUCUGAUUUACAGUUUUCUAGCGUUGUGUAAAUAAUAGUUAGGGAAAAACCCCCCCUGGACAAUAUGAUCUCCUAUUUUGUCUCUAGAAGUCAAUUAAAAGCAGAAAAUGUCUGCAAACCAGUUGUUGCUCCAACAAAAUUCCACGUGACGCCAAAGAAGAUGGGCGUGGGCCAGAACUGUAACCCAGCCAGCUCCCGCUGUUGAUUUGGAUGUGCGUGCCUUUGCACAGGUUUUCUCCAUGGAAUGCUUCUGUAGACUAUGACUGAAUGAAUCCAUACACUCUGUGAGCUAACUGUUAAAACAAUGACCAUAUACAUAGAAGUGGAAACAGUUUACUCUCUAAAAUCUUUAACAGUCAUCCAGCAACGUCAAUUCUGGGACAGCAACGUUUGUGUUACCAUUCUGCAGACGGACAGAUGGCGAACGGGUGUUGGACUGUUUUCACAGCAGCAGCAUUGUUUUUUGUUUUGUUUCCCCUUUCAUUGUUUUGUUAGCAGUGAAGUGAGAACAGUUAUUUUUUUUAUAUAAUCUGUCACAUCCCUGUUUUAAGAGCAAGAACACUGAAGAAACACUUGUCAUGUUGAAGCUGAGACACUGUACAGCCGAUGAAAAAUAAAAAUGCUUAUGCGCCUAUAA
Molecule: messenger RNA, 5309 nt
Organism: Solea solea (common sole)
Lineage: Eukaryota; Metazoa; Chordata; Actinopteri; Pleuronectiformes; Soleidae
Product: transcriptional repressor CTCF-like
Biological process (GO): regulation of transcription by RNA polymerase II
Cellular component (GO): nucleus
Molecular function (GO): RNA polymerase II transcription regulatory region sequence-specific DNA binding; DNA-binding transcription factor activity, RNA polymerase II-specific
Source: RefSeq, a predicted model, not a curated record